UUCCUUUUCCCCGCCUCUCUCUCUCUCUCUCUUACUCUCUCUCUCUCUCUCUCUCUAAAAAGCCAUGGUGGAGCUCGGAACCCUAGGGUUUCGAUCCCAAAACCCUAGCCCGAUCCGCGACGCUCCUCCUCCGCCGCCGCUCGCCGGAGAGCUUCGGGAGCUUCUUCUCCCACACGCCGCGGCUCCGAUUCCGACGACGCUCAGGCCCUUUCAAGAUCAACGGGUUAUCAAUAUGACAGAGAAUCAAGCUUAUACCAUUGCAACAUCAACUAAGUUUGAUAUCUCGGGAGUUGGCGUUGAGAAAUUUGAUGAUGUGUUUCGCGAAAGAAAAGAAGUUGAAACCGAAGAAUGGGAGAAGUGGAUUCAUUGAGACAGAGAAGCUUGAAAAUCAUUUGAUGAGAUCAUUUUACUACUUGAGCAGAGUUUGAGAAAGAAAAGAGAGAGAAGAUCGUUAUAUUUAUCAACUUCUUUUCCGAUAGCUCGAA
Messenger RNA from Ananas comosus (pineapple), 485 nucleotides. Its product is annotated as 60S ribosomal protein L6-like. Gene Ontology annotation, cellular component: ribosome. Gene Ontology annotation, biological process: translation. Lineage: Eukaryota; Viridiplantae; Streptophyta; Magnoliopsida; Poales; Bromeliaceae. The transcript is spliced from 2 exons. The coding region runs from base 65 to 370 and encodes 101 amino acids. Gene Ontology annotation, molecular function: structural constituent of ribosome. The record is from RefSeq and is a predicted model, not a curated record.